Molecule: messenger RNA, 729 nt
Organism: Sinocyclocheilus rhinocerous
Lineage: Eukaryota; Metazoa; Chordata; Actinopteri; Cypriniformes; Cyprinidae
Product: dual specificity phosphatase 28-like
Exons: 3
Coding region: 41-583 (180 amino acids)
Biological process (GO): protein dephosphorylation
Cellular component (GO): cytoplasm
Source: RefSeq, a predicted model, not a curated record
AGACAUAAAAAUCUAGAUUGGGUCAACUGUAUGUCAAGUUAUGGGUUUCAAGCAAUGGUUUCAAGUAACAGAGCUAUUUUUAAUCAUAUGGUUACUGAAGGAGAGGAAGGCGAUUAUUGGCAUAAAUGGGCGGGGUAAAUUGGCUGCAUGUGCGUUCACUGCACGUUUUUCCUGUCAUUGGGACUGUUGUGGCGGUCAGGAUGAUGAAGCUCUGACAUCCUUUUCGAGGAUCAUCCCCAUGCCUAAUCUGCAGGUAAGCACUUUGCGUGUACCUGUAUAUGAUGACCCUCAAGAAGACCUGUACAAGUAUUUUGACCGCUGUGCUGAUGCCAUAGCCAGUGAGGCAGAACGGGGAGGGACUGUUGUGUACUGCAAGAAUGGACGCAGUCGCUCAGCUACUGUCUGUGUGGCCUAUUUAAUGAAGCACCAGGGUCUCACCUUGACAGAUGCCUUCCAGGUAGUAAAAAGUGCCCGAUCAGUAGUUGCGCCUAACCCAGGAUUCUGGACUCCGCUGGAGCGAAAUGAACAGGAGCUGAAGAUCAGGAGGUCGGCCAGCCACAGAUCUAACCUCUCUCCACUUUAACUUCAUACCAACAUUUCCUGAUAUGACAUUCUCAAACUUCAGGGCUUUAUAAUAAGUCUUUAGUCAUGUCGCUCUUCAAGCUUGCUGCAAAUAAUUAAUACCUUAUAAUAACAAUAAUAACGAUAUGUGAUUUAAAUGAUUAUAAA